ACAUCGAGAGUUAGAAGCCUGGGGGGAUUGCGGUGACCUUGCAGUGUUUGUAAACAGACACACGCUGGUACACGUUGAUGUCGGAAGAAACAUUAAAAAAAUUUACUACAAAGUUGAUCGAUUAAGUCAAGAUUGAUACCUAUAUUAUUGAGGAAGUGGAAUAUCGGAUUAAUACAAAUAAUCCAAGAGUGAAGAGAAAAAGAGUUGUGAGUCGAGUGAGGAAGGAAGAUAUAGAAAUUCGUUCGAGGAGGAACAUGGAAGUGGAGCCGAUGUGUAUAGUAGAAAACGAGACGGCGGGAUCUCGCGGUGAUCGGAAAGAGGGGGGCAAGAGGGGACGUAAGCCUGGAAGGAAGGCGUCCGACAAGGUGGACAUGAAAACCAAGCUCGAACGAAGUCGACAGAGUGCGAGGGAGUGCCGUGCUCGAAAAAAAUUGAGAUAUCAGUACCUGGAAGAACUUGUGGCUGACAGAGAAAAGGCUGUCUUAGCUCUAAGAAAGGAGCUCGAAAUGUAUCGUCAAUGGGGACACGAAUUGGAUCACGGACGUAUUCCCGAAGGACUACACACUAUGUUGGAGCAAUUGGGAAGUCUUAAGAAAGAGAAAAGCAACAGUUAAAUCAGCAUAGAAGAUUCAUUAUUUUCGAACGAAUGUUCGAAAAGACUUUGUCACGUUUCAUUUCCUUAUUUCAUUUUUUUUUUUAUAUUUUCGUAUCACCGAUCGUAGUAGCCGAGUUUAUAUGAAUAUUAUUUUGUACUUUUCUUUUCUUUUUGACGAAUUUUCUAAUUCAACGAUACAAGUUGAUUUUAAAUCCGUGCCUUACUAUUACUAUUAUUCUUGAAUCUGUUCAAUGAACAUUUUGUUUUCAUCGGAUUUUAAGUUUUAUCUUUCAACGACUCAAAGGUUAUGCCUCCUUCUAGUUUUUCUAGUAAAUAUGUUGUUUUAUUUUUUUUUUCCUCAUCAUAAAAUCAUCCCUCGACGUUAAGUGAUAUGGGGUGGGACCGACGAAAAUCCCCUUAAGUCGGUGAGAAUUACCGUAGAUAAUUUUGUUUUGCUUUAUACGAAUUUUGACGAAUAAUGAAAUUGUUUGAGUUCUUAUUUGCUCGGUUACUACGUUCGUCUUAUCCCAUUUUCCGCAAAGAAAGGAAACGUUGUUGUUAAGUUUCUUUUUUUGGUUUACUUCAAUCCCUAUCAUUACAAUUCCCCCCCCCCCCGUCCCAGCCCUUUUUUUCCCUACCUUUUACUCGUUUACUUCUUUCUCUCAUCUCGUCGUAUGAAGAAAAAGUUGUCGUGAUAGUUGCAGUACUAGCAACCUUUCGUUGUUUCGUCGCACGUGCGGUUUCUUCUUUAUUACGUGACGUGCAAUCGAAAUUUGUUGCGUUGUUUUUUUACUUAUUCGUUAAAAUGAAGUUUUUUCUCUUUAUUCUCUUUAUUCUACUUUUAACCUUUUGAUGAUUGAACAAUUUUUUUUAUAAUAUCAUUGUUAAAGGGUAAAGAUAUGGUGACGACGACGACAACUACCGAUUUCUAAAUACUACACAUAAAACCACGUACGUUCUCGUAAAAAUGAUUUUUUAUCGUUCGUUGAACGAAAAAUACAAGAAAAGAUAAAAAUAUAUUUUUACGAUAAUCCUUGAAAUUGUAUAAAUAUAAAUAUAAAUAUAUUAAUAAUACGAUUUUGGAUAUUGUAAGAUGGCGUAACAUAGAAUUUUGAGUUCGUUGAUUGUAACGGAUAAGAAAAAAGAAAA
Polistes dominula (European paper wasp) is the source of this 1744-nucleotide messenger RNA. RefSeq names its product REPTOR-binding partner (gene REPTOR-BP). Gene Ontology annotation, biological process: regulation of DNA-templated transcription. Gene Ontology annotation, molecular function: DNA-binding transcription factor activity. The record is from RefSeq and is a predicted model, not a curated record. Gene Ontology annotation, cellular component: nucleus. NCBI's taxonomy places the organism in Eukaryota, Metazoa, Arthropoda, Insecta, Hymenoptera, Vespidae.